AUGAACCCGCAAUGUUCUAAAUGUAAAGCAGCAAUGAGGAAAUAUAACUACUCCGUCAAAGAGAUAGAACGUAUGAGAAACGACUAUGCAGACUUAAAGAAAGAAGCAGAGAAGCCGGUAGAAAAUAAAAUGGACAUGUUAGCAUUUCUGAACAAAAACUAUCCAACAGCAGAAGAUUUCCUUCUAUCUGACGUCAAGAAGAAGUAUAAAGAAACCUUCGGCAUAGUUAAAACAUUCGAUGUACUAAAAGAAGAAAUAGAGGCUACAAAACUGUUUAGGAUUUCAAAUAUACAUCGUACAAUUCAUGUAAAACGCUUGUGA
Trichomonas vaginalis G3 is the source of this 321-nucleotide messenger RNA. Its product is annotated as organellar and viral DNA polymerase type B. The record is from RefSeq and is a predicted model, not a curated record. Lineage: Eukaryota; Parabasalia; Trichomonadida; Trichomonadidae. The coding region runs from base 1 to 321 and encodes 106 amino acids. The transcript has a single exon.